GUUCUGCGUUGUCACCUGUGAAGCGCCCACCUUCCCCGGCUGACGCGCACACCCACUCCCCGGACAAAUAGAGAAAUCAGUGAAAUGUGAGGAGGAAGAAGAAAAAGGCCGAACAUGCGCGAUUUACUGACUCUCUUUGUCGAGGCGAGCUUGGCCAAAGGAGAGUGGCUAGCAGCCCUCAACGUCCUGCCGAAGACAACAACCACCGCUGCUGCACAGCAUCUGGAAGCGCAGAGUGGCUUGUCCGCGCACUACCACCACAUAGCUCGCAUUCUAGUCGAAAAUGGGAACUGGUUAGCCGCGCUUGCCGCACUGCGCUGUGCCCCGUCGCCGUUGCCUUCCCCCUCCACCUCCCCGUCGGGCUGCACCUACAGCAGUGCCUACUUGGAUGCGCGGGUGCGGGUGUACCACGACCUGCUCCUCCGCUACUACAAGGAAAAAACGGCCGAACUGGACGGCGAUGCGCCGCCUGCGUCUACCUCGCCUGCCCAACCGGCCAGCCCCAACGCAGCAGAGUGGGAGAAAACCCUGAUGGGGGCUUUGGCGCUGGCGGCGGAGGCCUUUUACGUGCGUCCUCCCUCCAUCACGGCGGGGAAGGGGACGGUAGGUGGGCCGAGUGAAGCCGCUACUGCCUCACUCGUGGGCACCCCACCACCACCGCCGCCAUCCUCCUCCUCUCCUCCUUCUUCGCCGAGGCUGCCAGAGGAGCCGGAGUCGGCGAGUGCAGCGGCGUUGCUCACGUGGUGUCAGGCACAGCUCUGUGCCGCCCCCGUCACACCCUCUCUUUCCGUAGCGCAGAAAGAGGCGAUGAUGGCACAGCUGCGAGCGGCUUCUCAGGCGGCGCUGCGUGGAGCCGCUGUCGCGCAUCACACCGCUGCGUCGUCGGCUCCUUCUGACCUGUCCGCACUGGACGCACCCGCAGCUGCGCCGUCGGCACCCGAUGCACAGGCAACUGCCGAUCACUCGAACGAAGCCCGUCAUGACUUCCAGAAGGAGAAGACGCCUACGACUGCGAGGCCUUUCCCAGCGACUUCCGCAGCGACGGAGGAAGAGGCAAAGCUGCACGCCCUGCUGCAAUCCGCGCACUCCACCCGCAACGACUGGUCCAUCGCCUUGGAUCUGUUGCAUCGCGUCCCAGCCGAGCGCGUCACCCCACACGUUUUUACGGCUUUAUGUCGCUUACUCGCCAAGCGGAGGCGCAUCUCCGAAUUUGAUCUUCUCGUACGCACCUACGUGUUUCCAGCCGAUCCGGAACUGAGUCAAAGCGAACAGGUACCUCCGCUAGCCGCUGCCCCAACGCAAGCCACCGCCGCCGUGCUUUGUGCUGAUGCCGUGGUGUUGAAGACCAUCGCCGAGGCCUUCCGUCGUCUGCGCUGCCCUCGACUCGCGAAGGAGCUGCUUCUCAGCCGGCCCCUCCGUGCCCACCUCACGCCCUCUGCAGCCGUCCCGGUGGUCAUGGUCCUGCGGGACGCGGAGGCGUACGCGGAGGUGAUUGAGUGGUGGACGGCUCUGCGCAACGGCGAGCCGACGCCGCGGUACCCCUUACUGAACCACGCAAAACUCAGCAGCUAUGUUGCCUCCUGUGUCCUGCGCCGUGCCCGCAGCAGCGACGGCGUCGAGCCGAAAUCUACCUUCUCUUCAGAUGCUGGAUGGGUGGAGGCGCUGCGUGUUUUCGAAAGUGCUGAACGCGCCGCGCCCGACCCGGCCCUCGUACUUCUCUUCAAGCUGCGGCUUCUCCGACAGGUGCGUCAGUGGGAAGCAGCGAUGCAGCUCUUCUCCGAGUUUUCUGCGAAUCAUCCCUUCCCGGAGGGUAUCUUGUGGGGCAGCAGGCAUAACAGUAGCAUUAACAGACACAAAAACAGCAGCAGCAGCAGCAGGGGUGAUCACGCACACCGCGCGACGCGAAACUCCACGGAGUAUCCCACAACCAUCGAAAAUGUCUUUGCCGUCUUGACGGAGGAGCGAGCGGAGCAGUGGUUGCCGGCGGAGGCGUUGCGGGAACUGCGGCAGGAAGUGACGCAAUACAGGCAUCCAGCCACGUAG
Messenger RNA from Leptomonas pyrrhocoris, 2043 nucleotides. RefSeq lists its product as hypothetical. The coding region runs from base 115 to 2043 and encodes 642 amino acids. The transcript has a single exon. NCBI's taxonomy places the organism in Eukaryota, Euglenozoa, Kinetoplastea, Trypanosomatida, Trypanosomatidae. The record is from RefSeq and is a predicted model, not a curated record.